Paramuricea clavata is the source of this 458-nucleotide messenger RNA. Lineage: Eukaryota; Metazoa; Cnidaria; Anthozoa; Malacalcyonacea; Plexauridae. The record is from the annotation of a GenBank genome assembly.
GCAAAACACCUUCAAAGGACACGGGUAGUCGAACUGAAUGGUAUAUUCGUGCGGCAAUAUUGGUGUCUGGAAUUAUCAUUGGAAUCCUCUUUUCCUGCAUUUUCUCAUGCUCUCGUCGUUGGUACAGAAACAGAAAAUCCGAACGAAACCCUGAAUCACAAACAACUGAAAUUGAUACAACUUAUCUAGAUCUUACAGAAUUGAAUACAGAAAAUAAGUAUCAAUCGUUGGGAGACAGAAAACCUAAGUCAAACCCUGAACAACCAGAAACUGAGGCUGAUGAUGUUGAUUCAACUUAUCAAAAGUUAGAUUUUUCAAAAAUGGAUACAGAGGAUAAUUAUCAAGCAUUGCGAGUGAACGCUGCAACUAAUGACGUUCCAACUGACGAUGAAGCUUCUUACACGGAGUUGAGCGAAACCAGUGAUGCCGAGGGCAACUAUCUAUCUACCAAUGCCUAA